This is a messenger RNA of Botrytis sinoallii, 1826 nucleotides long. RefSeq lists its product as uncharacterized. Gene Ontology annotation, biological process: carbohydrate metabolic process. The transcript is spliced from 2 exons. The record is from RefSeq and is a predicted model, not a curated record. The coding region runs from base 480 to 1703 and encodes 407 amino acids. NCBI's taxonomy places the organism in Eukaryota, Fungi, Ascomycota, Leotiomycetes, Helotiales, Sclerotiniaceae.
AGAUCCAAUUUUAGGACCACAAACGCUCGAGCCACAUAGCCCACCAUUCAACCUCGAAAGAAUCGUAGCCUUCCUGUCAAUAAGAUCGAGAAACCAAUUUCCCGACCGAUUCUCAGCAAUGCCAUAGAAUUCUGGGCCUUGGCUUACUUGGGAGCUCCGGCGGCCAUCAUGGGCUUGAAUAUAAAGUCUGCCGAUUCCCGCUCCUCGGCUUGCCAUACUGGUCCAUAGGAACGUCCGAUCCUAUUGCUCCUUCAUCCCUUCACAAAUUAGUAGCGUGACUUUAUUGGCUUCAGACUUGGCACGAGGCAUAUUGAAGAAAUCAGGAAGUCAUUUACAUCAAACUUUAUAUUAUCACGCGGCCAUUCACAGAAAAGGAAAGUAGUGUGAAUCAUCGAAUUUUAAUUGAUUCAUAAAGUCCUGAAACCUGCUUAAGAACAACGCACGAAACCUCUUCCACAGACAAAGUACUACCAGACAACAUGCAUAUCUCUCUGCGUCAUAUUUUGGCUUCGCUGUCCGUAGCAGCCCUCACUUCUUCGGUUGUCGAGGCUAUCCCAACAAAGAUCCAGCGAUAUUCCGAGUCGUCUUUGUUAGCGAAGCGUGCAACGGCUAGAGAAAGCUUGACCCGAGCGGACUUUCAAAACUACGCCUCAUCAGCUAUCAACGCUCUCCAGAAAACAUACUGGAACGCCCCCUCCGGACUAUGGGGCUCCUACGACAAGAGUGGAAAGUUCUCCCCACAGUGGUGGCCUUCCGCCAAUGUCCUCACAAUGAUGGCGAACUACUAUGGAAAAUACCCAACCACAGCUACAUGGAUGCCAGAUGUUUUUGCGACAAUCUUGACGCAUGCCCCAGCGUAUGCGAAAGGAUUUCUUAAUGAUUACUAUGAUGAUGAACUUUGGUGGGUAUUGGCUUGGAUUCAAGUUUAUGAUGCGACUGGAAAUGUUACCUAUCUUAAUACCGCGGCUGAAAUAUAUGAAGAUUCCAAGAGUGUUUAUGGUAAUACUCCUUGUGGUGGCUUAUGGUGGGACAAGAACCACGCCGGUGUCAACAGUGUAGAAAAUGAGCUCUACCUCACCGCCUCCGCCAAACUCGCCAACCGCCUCCCCGCGAAAAAGAACUCUCAAGGUCAAGGUUACUACUAUUCCCAAGCUCUGAUUGCUUACGACUUCCUUAUCACCAACACCACUACCUCCAUGAACCCCUCUACUCAUCUCUUCAACGACGGCAUCUCCAUGACCACAUGCAAAAACAACGGAAAAAUCGUGUUCACUUACAAUCAAGGGAUUAUCCUAUCCGGUCUGACCGAACUCACCUGGAGCACGAGAAGUCAUUCCUACACUGCCCUCGCGGUUCAAAUUGCCAACUCAGUCAUCGCCAACAUGACUACCUCUGAGGGAAUCCUGCAGGAAAAAGCCUGCGAGCCUAAUGCCUGUAAUGGAGACGAACAACAAUUCAAAGGUGUCUUUACACGCAAUCUCUCAUUCAUGGUUAACAGAGCUACCGGCAUGGACGCAGAUGUUCUCGCCAAGUAUCGAGCUUUCCUAGCGCUCAAUGCAGAGAGUAUCAUUCGCAAGGAUACUAGUAGUGAUAACAUGCUCGGAUUGGUGUGGAGUGGCGCCACCAAACCGGUGUAUAGUGUUCAGACUGAUGGAAGCGCACUGGAUACGCUUGUAGGAGCUGCUAUCACGGCUCUGAAUUAGGGAUGAGAUUGGAUGGAAUGAAGAUGAUGACUCGUGAUGUGGAUCGAAGGACAGGUUAUGAAGAUAUGCUAGGGAGGAAGUAUGAUGUACCCAUUCCUCAAACGCCUUUUAUACUGGAGCAAU